ACAACGCAUAGAUUCUAGUUGAUUAAUUACUAAAAGCAAUGAUAAAUAUUUUAGAAAAGUUAGACAAAAUUCUACAUAUCAUCAAAUCUUCUCCAAAAUAGUUUCUCAAUAUUCCAUGAAAUUUUCCAAAAAUACUGAUUCAGUCACCCUGAAAAUCUCAUAUAAGAAGAAUAUAAGCAGACAAAACUUUACAGAGACAAUACAACUUAAUUGUGUAAAAACAACUAAAUCUAAAUUAUAUUCAAAUCUAAUGCAUCUUUUUUGUACUAUACCUAUGAAUUAUGAGAUGCAUGUUGUUUUACAGGAAACAUAUCCAUGUCUGAGUCAUUACCUGCCCAACACUGCCCCUUACUGUAAACAAACUAACACAUCUUGCAGUUUAUCUCACACAUAUUGUGCGUAAAUACUAAAUACUAAAAGUAACAGAACUUUUAUCACCUUCUGUACAGUUGGAAAUUCACAUUACAUAAACAUACAGCAAAUGUUUACUAAAUAAGAUCAAUUGUGUUUUUGGCUUCUAUUCUUGUUCAGACUUGGAACUUGAAUCCAAAUUACAUUUUUAUCCAGUUUCCCUUUUUAACAAGUCACAUAUACACCCUGUCUAAUGUACAGUUUUCGUGAAUGAAGUUAUAAAACAUUUUUGGGGAAAAGCUUAUGUAUCAUAUUGGUAUCACUGGUAUCAUGAAAAUAGAAAAAGCCUCAUUUGUUAAUUCUUCUUAAUUGUGUGUGCUUGAGGCCAAACUUCUAUGUUUGAAAUCUUUGUCAUUCAGAGGAUAAAAGGUUGAUGGACAACUUGUCUUUUGUUUGUAUUUGACCUUGAAGGUUUGGAUUCUGACGGGUCAGCACAACUAAAGGUCACUGGAUCUCUGUUUAUGUGUAAACUCCUUCCUUCAAACCAAUAGGAGCUGAGGACUGUGGUAUCACAUACCCUCAUGCCUGUGUCCCUUCUUCCCACACAACAACCUAUAAAUAUAAGCUCACAUCAUUCCACUUGUCUUUCUUUUUGGAUUUUGACGUGUGUGGAGCAAAGCCGGCAAGAUGGUUUCUCAGGGGAUUCAGAUCAUUGGUAUAUCUAUGGCUGUGAUCGGUUGGUUCAUGGUCAUCGUGGUGUGUGCCUUGCCAAUGUGGAAGGUCACUGCUUUCAUUGGAGCCAACAUUAUCACAGCUCAGACCGUCUGGCAGGGCAUGUGGAUGAACUGUGUGGUGCAGAGUACAGGACAGAUGCAGUGCAAGGUGUAUGACUCCAUGCUGGCUCUGCCACAGGACCUGCAGGCCGCUCGUGCCAUGAUUGUCAUCUCCAUCCUGACUGGAAUCUUUGGAUUGGUCGUGUCAGUCGCUGGUGGGAAAUGCACUAACUGCAUUGAGGACGAGCGAUCCAAGGCGAAGGCUUGCAUCCUGGCUGGAGUUUUGUUCAUCGUCUCGGGGUUGCUCUGUCUCAUUCCAGUCUCCUGGUCUGCCAACAGCAUCAUCAACAAUUUCUACAACCCACUGUUGAUCGAAGCCCAGAGACAGAGCCACUUCACCAUGGGGAGGAUUGGCAAGGAAGUGGCAGGUCAGGUCAUAAGCUUCAUAGGCUUUGUUGGGGUGGCGGUGACCUGUGGGAUCCCCAUGUGGAGAGUGACUUCCUACAUUGGAGCCAACAUCGUGACUGGCCAGAUAGUGUGGGACGGUCUGUGGAUGAACUGUGUGAUGCAGAGCACCGGCCAGAUGCAGUGCAGGCUGAAUGAGUCUGUUAUGAGGCUCUCCAGUGAUCUACAAGCUGCCCGAGCGCUGGUCAUCAUCUCCCUCAUCUUUGGCUUCAUCGGCUUUGUCAUCAGCUUCAUUGGAGCCAAGUGCACCGGCUGCCUGAAGAGCGAUUCAUCAAAGGCCAAGGUGGUCAUCAUAAGCGGCUGUCUCAUCAUUCUUUGCGCCAUCCUGGUCCUGAUCCCUGUUUGCUGGUCUGCAGCCAUCACCAUCACAGACUUCCAGAACCCCUUGACCAUUGAGACACAGAGGAGGGAAAUCGGAGCCUCCAUCUACAUCGGCUGGGCCUCUGCUGCAUUUCUUCUGAUCGGUGGGAUCAUCCUUACCACAUCCUGUCCUCCUCAGAAAUCCAUGUAUGGAUACCCUGGCUACCCACCAGCACCUAUGUACCCUUACGCAGGCCCAGUGGCAAACCCAGCAACGUAUGGCCCUGUGUAUGUUCCCCCAUCCAGUCAACCAUACACAGGGGCGGGGUCAUAUGUACCCACCAAACCAUAUGGAGCACCAACCACAUACUCUGCUAGACAGUACCUCUAACUGAAAGGACCGAAAGAGGAUAAAGACUUUUUGCCAAGAUUUCUGCCAGGAUGGCUUCAUGAACUUGUUAUGCCAUUAUAAAGUAAAAUUGCACCAAAAAAUGCACAUUGUAAUUCUAAAGGAUAGUAUCUAUUCCAAUAUAUCCUAGGAAUUAAUUCACUGAAACAAUCACUGUGACAUUUGAUUAUUAGGAAUCUUCUGUAAAAUGUUUUCUCUUUUGGAUUGAUUUUGUGCUUUAAAGUAGAAAUCUUUCUAGUUUAUAAAGUCUUGAUAUAAGAGGAAUAUUGUGUCAACGUGGCUGUGACAGUUGGAUUGGUUUUCAAGUGAAUCGAUAUAUUUAUUUUCUUGUCAUACAGAGCAGAUUUUUUUGCAUGAUUUUGUGAUGAUUUGUGAUGUUUGAUUUCUUGUAAAUGUCACUUUAUUUUUGAGAUUUCAAUAAAAUGUUUGUAAUAUA
Molecule: messenger RNA, 2734 nt
Organism: Dicentrarchus labrax (European seabass)
Lineage: Eukaryota; Metazoa; Chordata; Actinopteri; Moronidae
Product: claudin-3
Exons: 2
Coding region: 1039-2280 (413 amino acids)
Biological process (GO): bicellular tight junction assembly; cell adhesion
Cellular component (GO): bicellular tight junction; plasma membrane
Molecular function (GO): structural molecule activity
Source: RefSeq, a predicted model, not a curated record